AUGAAGUGUUUAAUAAGAUUCACACAAACACACGAGACGUUUCGUCUCGCCGAGAUCCAAGCCUUAGCAGAGCUUGAGAAUAUCCCUUUAGAGGUUGAACACUAUGCUUCAAAUUCACCAUUCUGUUUCAUAGACGUCCCGUCUGCAGAAGCAGCUGCACGGCUUAUCAAGAGAAGCAUUCUCUCCAAAGCCAUUUACGAGGUUUGGGGAAAAGGUUCUACGUAUGAAGAUCUUCAUCAUGAUAUAAAGACACAUACAAAAGAAUCAUGGCCUCUUUAUAAAAACUGUUCUUUCAAAUUUACCGUGGAUUGUUUCCAAAAUACCAGAUCUACCACCGAGCAACGAGCACUCAUCAACGAGUUUCGAUAUUUGGAAUUUGCAGGACCUAUCAAGAUGAAAGGAGCUGAUGAAGAAUUUUGUAUCUCGGAAGAAUGGCAACUUGAUGCUGCUGCUAAUGGUAUCAACACACCUUCACAUGUAACCUUUGGUCGAUUUCUCGGCGCUAGCGAAAGAGAUAUUGUGGGGAAGUAUGAUCUCAAGAAACGGAAAUAUAUCAGUACGACCUCUAUGGAUUCUGAACUUGCACUGGUCACUGCCAAUAUCACAUUAGCAGCACCGGGAAAAUUAUUCUAUGAUCCAUUUGUUGGCACGGGUAGUUUUCCAGUUGCAUGUGCACAUUUUGGAGCUCUUGCUUUCGGAAGCGAUAUUGAUGGACGAAGUAUUCGAGGAAAGGGAAAGAAGAAUUUACAUUCUAAUUUCGUGCAAUAUGGUCUCACGAAUCAAUUUGGAGAUACUUUCGUGGCGGAUCUAACAAAUACUCCGUUAAGAUGUGCUAGAUUAUUCGAUGGUAUAUUAUGUGAUCCACCAUAUGGUGUCCGAGAAGGUUUAAAAGUACUAGGGAAUAGAGAUCCUACUAAACCUAAGGUACCAAUAAUGUUAGAAGGCGAAACACAACCUCAUCAUUUACAAGAAGCCUACAUCCCACCCAAAAAACCAUAUUCGUUCCUGGCAAUGCUAGACGACAUCCUCGAUUUCGCAGCCAUAUCUCUCGUAGAAAACGGCCGUCUAUCCUUCUGGAUGCCUACCGCCAACGACGAAGAUCAAGAAAUCAAAAUCCCUUCUCAUCCCUGCUUACAUAUGACAAGUGUCUGCACACAAGCCUUUAACAAAUGGUCCAGAAGACUUAUUACAUAUAGAAGAAUACCAGAUUCAGAGGUAGAUCCGGAGGAGAUUCGUGAGAGGAAGGCGAAUGGGACGGGUGUUACGGCGGAUGAGUUGAAUCCUUUUAGAAAGGGAUAUUUUCAGGGUUUUAAAUCGGUGGCUAGGAAUACGGAUAAAUAG
Messenger RNA from Sclerotinia sclerotiorum 1980 UF-70, 1341 nucleotides. RefSeq lists its product as hypothetical. Lineage: Eukaryota; Fungi; Ascomycota; Leotiomycetes; Helotiales; Sclerotiniaceae. The record is from RefSeq and is a predicted model, not a curated record. Gene Ontology annotation, molecular function: nucleic acid binding. The transcript is spliced from 4 exons. Gene Ontology annotation, biological process: methylation. Gene Ontology annotation, cellular component: cytoplasm. The coding region runs from base 1 to 1341 and encodes 446 amino acids.